AUGGCUGACAGGCAGCAGCCACAACCAUUUCCAGAGCAAAUAUUAGAGAAGAUCCGCCAGCAGCGAUGGCAAACAAUAAGAUCCGGAAUGGGGCCUCAGGGGUACUACAUGCAGCCUCAGAACGGCAUGAGGCCUCAGAGGUCCCUACCGCCGCCUCGGAAAAUCACAACGGAUGGACUGUAUGAUGAACUUCCCAUCGUAGAGCCGGAUGACUUCGGCUACAUCGGUCCGAAACCAGACUACGUUGUCGAUUUUGAAUCCGCUUGCAAGAAUGGAUAUUUCCCCACUGUUCACGCCAUCGUCUCUUCGCAAACUCGUACUCCAGCCUUCCUACAUAGUGGCCUCGUGCUUGCACUGAGCGCGGGAAAUGUCGAGAUCGCAGACUACCUUCUUACCGCUGGUGCGGCUCUUGUCCGCAACACUCCUGAAAGUAUUCUAUUGGCACCUGCUGAUCUACAAAUCGCCCUCUUUGAACUUCUUACGAAGAAAGGCUGGACCCCCAACACCCCCGGCUACUAUGGCGAAGUCUUGCUUCCGCGUGUAGUCACUAAUAUUCCCCUUCUCCGUUGGUUUCUUGACCACGGUGCCAACCCUAACCUCGGGCGCCAACGCUACUAUCAGAAUCGUUAUGGUGGGCCAGAGACCGAUUCGUGCGCAGCCCUCACGGCAGCCGCAGCGCGGGCAAACACUGAGGCUGUGCGCAUGCUUUUAGAUGCCGGUGCAAAAAUUGAGAAUGGUGCACCCCUACAUUAUGCUGCAGGCGUGUGCCCCAACGACGAAAAUCCUCUUUAUCAGAGGGUAACACCAAGUAAGGAGUUUGAUACAAGCACAAUCCCAGUCAUGGCAUUAUUAGUCGAGCAUGGGGCAGAUGUGAACAAGGCAGAGGAAACACAGCAUGUGGUGCCCCGAUAUGCGAUUGUGCAUGCGGUCAUGGCUGGUGCGGUUGAGAGGGUAAGAUGGCUAUUAGAGCAUGGUGCAAAUCCUGAGUUGAAAGGAGGCAUGGGUACGGCAGUAACCUAUGCGCAGUCUUUGGGAAGCGAGGAGAUGAAGCAGGUAAUAGAGGAGGGAAUAGCGGCUAGGAGAUGGAGAAGUGGCUCAGAGAGAGAGUCUGCACCGCCUGGUUCCUCAUGA
Messenger RNA from Talaromyces amestolkiae, 1131 nucleotides. RefSeq lists its product as uncharacterized. Gene Ontology annotation, molecular function: protein binding. Bases 1 to 1131 code for a protein of 376 amino acids. The record is from RefSeq and is a predicted model, not a curated record. The transcript has a single exon. NCBI's taxonomy places the organism in Eukaryota, Fungi, Ascomycota, Eurotiomycetes, Eurotiales, Trichocomaceae.